This is a messenger RNA of Beta vulgaris subsp. vulgaris (sugar beet), 1987 nucleotides long. RefSeq lists its product as uncharacterized. The record is from RefSeq and is a predicted model, not a curated record. Gene Ontology annotation, molecular function: protein-macromolecule adaptor activity; protein binding. Gene Ontology annotation, cellular component: nucleus. The transcript is spliced from 16 exons. NCBI's taxonomy places the organism in Eukaryota, Viridiplantae, Streptophyta, Magnoliopsida, Caryophyllales, Amaranthaceae. Gene Ontology annotation, biological process: proteasome-mediated ubiquitin-dependent protein catabolic process. Bases 82 to 1602 code for a protein of 506 amino acids.
AAAAACCUUUCUCUCUCCUUUCUUCCAUUAUUUUACAUCUCACUUCUCUCAAAAACUCAAAUUCUUCCUAAAUUCUCAUCAAUGGAGAUCUACAACUCCCACUCAAUCCUCCACGACAUCAAAUCAAGAGAGCUUCAUGGGUUUAAAGGAAGAAAACGACCGUUUUUCACUUGCAGUACUUCAAUAGAAGAUCAAAACGACGAGCUUAGCUGCAGUAGAGGUGUUUCUAGUUCACAUAAUGGCGUUGAUACUCCUCCUUUAUCUGUCUCAUUUGCUAAGACAAUUAGAACUGCGCAUAUUCUGGGUGUUACUGAUGAAACAGGUUAUGUGAAUUUGAUUGAUACUCGAUUGAAGCUCAAUCAUUCAGCAACCCACCAAGAAAAUGCAGAGAAAUCGAUUGUUUCGAGCUGGCUUGCCCAUGAUAAUUCUGUUUAUGACAUGUGCUGGAUUAAGGAGGAUACUAGUGUUGUUACGGCGUCAGCUGACCACACUAUUAAGGUAUGGGAUGUUGAACGAAAGAAAAGUUAUGGAAUGUUGAGAGGUCAUGCAGGCAGUGUUAAAUCUCUCUCUUGCCAUCCUACAAAUUCCGAUCUUUUUGUAUCUGGCUCAAGAGAUGGGUCCUUUGCACUAUGGGAUCUGAGGUGUAACCCUCGCCAAGGGAAGGAAUGGAUACUGCCAUAUGGACAGGUUAAUGGAGCUCAUAUUUCAGCUAAAAUGAAGCGGAUCAUAAAGAAAAAGGGAGUUUCAAUGGCUGUAACUUCAGUUCUUUAUCUCAAAGACGAAGUCUCUGUUGCCACAGCAGGAUCAGUAGACAGUGUUGUCAAAUUCUGGGACACAAGAAAUCUUCGAAUUCCCAUUGCUCAAGCUUGUCCUCUUCGUGAGUCUACAGGAGAGAGGAAAGGGAGACAAUAUGGUAUAACCAGCCUGUCCCAAGAUUCUAAUGGAGUGUUGCUUUCUGCAUCUUGUACAGAUAACAGAAUAUAUCUAUAUAACAUGCUCCAACUCGAAAAGGGUCCUAUCAGCUCCUUCUCAGGCUGCCGCAUUGCAUCAUUUUUUAUAAAGUCAACCAUCAGCCCAGAUGCAUCUCACAUACUGAGUGGAUCUUUUGACGGAAAUGCUUACAUAUGGCAGGUAGACAGUCCUCAUGAAGAUCCCAUUUCAUUAGCAGGCCAUGAAAAAGAAUGCACAGCAGUUGAUUGGUCUCUACAAGAACCAGGGAAGAUUGCUACAGCAUCAGAUGAUUACACAGUUCGCUAUUGGAAUGUCCAUGAUAGAUGUUGCUUAUUACCAAGAACAACUAAGGUCAGGAGGAGACUGAUGGCAGUUCCUGAAAUCAACUCCAAAGAACUUCCCCUGCAGAGGGAAAUCCCAUGUACUUCAAGUCACAACGAAACAGUAAUACAAGAUAAAAGCUCAGCCGAGAUGAUGAGAACACCAGAAACAACCAACCAGUUCUCCAUAAAUAGGUCACUACAAGGAGUAAACUUAAAUGAGGCCUUUGAUAGAACUCCAGAAUCUGCAGUUAGAAGUCCCUCUUCUGUUCUAUCUCCACCAUCUUCGAUAAAGAAACGGACCAUUCGAGAUUAUUUUGUGGCGUAUUAGGCAUCUGAUUCUGGAAAUGUACAUAUCUUUUCAAAAUGUUUAUAUACUUCUGGUGAUUCUUAGACCAUCCACAGGCCAUUAGCUCUUCUCUUUUUCUCACAAUUUUUGCAGUUGAAAAGCUUGAUGGUAUUGUACUUGGAUGGUCUUCAUUCUAAAGGGCAAAUAAUAGGAGUGUAAUCUAGUCUACAUUUAUACACGAGAAGACCAUUUUUAAAUAGUAUGUGCAACAAAGAUCUUCAUAUUAGGAGUCGAUGAGCUUAGUUGCUAAGCAGUAAGCACCCCAUGGUUUCCGCAAGGUCAUAGGAUUAAAUCCCUACGACCUUAAUCCAAAGAUUGAUACAUUUUUCCAAUUGAUAAUUAAAAAACAAUAUUAUUUGAUGAGUCA